Messenger RNA from Symbiodinium sp. CCMP2456, 694 nucleotides. The record is from the annotation of a GenBank genome assembly. NCBI's taxonomy places the organism in Eukaryota, Dinophyceae, Suessiales, Symbiodiniaceae.
GCCUGGUGUUGCCAGGGCUCUACCCCAGCGGUGCUUGAGGCCUCGCCCCGCCCUUGAGCGCGGCUUCUGCGUGCACGUGCACCACCCGCAGGAGCCUGAGACAGAUGAGGUCAAAGCCCUCAAGGCAGCAGCGCAGAAGAUUUUGGAGGAGCCAGCACUGGCAGCCAAGGUCGCCAAAACCACGGCUGCUGCGGAGUUUCUGGAGCAAUGUGAGGCCGCCGCUGCAGACUCGGAGCAAGCAGAGGCCCCUCAUCCAACAUUCCGUCAGCUGGAGCUCUACUUCCUGCACAACUUUAUCCCCUUCAUCGGCUUUGGUUUCUGCGACAACGCUAUCAUGAUCCUGGCCGGGGACUACAUCGACGCACGGCUCGGGCUCACCCUCGGGCUCAGUACCAUGGCAGCCGCGGCCUGGGGCAACACCUUCAGUGAUGUCAUCGGGCUUUGGAUCUCCGGUUUCAUCGAGACCUUCGUGGCCUCGACUGGGUUACAACACCACAACUUGACGAGUGGGCAGAUGGAGCUGCUGCCUGUCCGCAUCGUCAAGAACACAUCGAUGAUCGCAGGGAUCUCCCUGGGCUGCAUCCUGGGGAUGUUUCCGCUCAUCUACCCUGAGGACUGGCGCUUUUGGCCGUCUCGACAUGACUUGGAGGCUGCCCAAGAUCACCUCGAUCUCGAGCCAUCUUCCACAAACUGA